AGAUCGGCUCACAAAUAACGGAGAAAAGAAGGAUGUUCCGAUCACAGGAAACCAUCGCACGCCUUGGAGUCCUAUCCACGGAUCAAGGAUAUCAGGAGGAAAUUAAGGAUCAAGGAUAGUUUUCCUGUCGAGUGGCGGAGAUCUCGCCAUUAGGCGUGUCGAAUUAUCUUAUUGAAUCUUUUCCGAGGAUCUUCCCGAUCACGGGAUGGAGAAAUGGAGAAAACCGGAUAUACAUAUAAGCCUAGAAAAAAUAUCCUUGAUAUCCUUUCAUUACUGACAUCGCCUUCCCACCUGCACCACGGAUUACCACAUCCUGGAUUCCUAUCUAUGACUAGGUUAUUGGCUCAGACCAGGGACCAGCGAUCCACGGCGGAAUUGUUGGUUCACGCCCUCGCUAAAUAUUGGUCACCAUUCAUUCGCCACCGAAUAAAACGCUGCGCUUCAGUUUUGAGACGCAGGACUUAUGUAUGUACCCUACGCUUUGCCACAAACCGAGUCCAGACGGAGUCCUAUCUAAGUAUCCCAGCCAGACGGAAUCGUAUCCCAGCAGGACGAAAGCACACCCCUUGCAAAAUCCGAGCCUUCGUCAUCCUUCUACCUUGUCAUCGACAACCAGGACUUUGACUAUGGCAACCAAGGGAGGGGCUACGCAGACUUCUAGAUUCUGGAAAGAUCUCGUUGUUGUUAGGUUUAAGGAUACACGUCUAUAUACUAAGAUAGUAGAUAUAAAUGUUUUCCACUUGUUUAU
Drosophila pseudoobscura is the source of this 748-nucleotide messenger RNA. RefSeq lists its product as uncharacterized. The coding region runs from base 214 to 624 and encodes 136 amino acids. NCBI's taxonomy places the organism in Eukaryota, Metazoa, Arthropoda, Insecta, Diptera, Drosophilidae. The record is from RefSeq and is a predicted model, not a curated record. The transcript has 3 exons.